AGGAAGAAGAACUACCCUAAGUCUUCUGAAUUAAAACUGAGACUCAAUCUACAUUGAACUUCCUCAGAAAGUGUGGACUAGGAAGAAGAACUAUCCUAAGUCUUCUGAAUUAAAACUGAGACUCAAUCUACAUUGAACUUCCUCAGAAAGGAAUCAUGAACAUUGAAGCAUAUUUUGAAAGAAUUGGUUAUAAGCACUGUAGGAACAAAUUGGACUUGGAAACAUUAACUGACAUUCUUCAGCACCAGAUCCGAGCCAUUCCCUUUGAGAACCUUAACAUCCAUUGUGGGGAAGCCAUGGAAUUGGGCUUAGAGGCCAUUUUUGAUCAAAUUGUGAGGAGGAACCGAGGUGGGUGGUGUCUACAAGUCAAUCAUCUUCUGUACUGGGCUCUGACCACAAUUGGUUUUGAGACCACGAUAUUGGGAGGGUAUGUAUACAACACUUCAACAAACAAAUAUAGCCAUGCCAUGAUUCACCUCCUGCUGAAGGUGACCAUUGAUGGCAGGAGCUACAUAGCUGAUGCUGGAUUUGGACGCUCUUACCAGAUGUGGCAGCCUCUAGAGUUAAUUUCUGGAAAGGAUCAGCCCCAGGUGCCUUGCAUCUUCCGCUUGACAGAAGAGAGAGGAAUCUGGUACCUGGACCAAAUCAGAAGAGAGCAGUAUAUCCCAAACCAAGAAUUUCUUAAUUCUGAGCUCCUGGAAAAGAAUAAAUAUCGGAAAAUCUACUGUUUUACUCUUGAACCUCGAACAAUUGAAGACUUUGAGUCUGUGAAUAUAUACCUUCAGGAAUCUCCAGCAUCUGUCUUUACAAGCAAGUCAUUUUGUUCCUUGCAGACCCCAGAAGGUGUUCACUGUUUAGUGGGCUUCACCCUCACCUACAGGAGAUUCAAUUAUAAGGACAAUACAGAUUUGAUAGAGUUUAACACACUGAAUGAAGAAGAAAUAAAAGAAAAUCUAAAAAAUAUAUUUAAUAUUUCCUUGGAGAAAAAGCUUGUCCCCAAACAUGGUGAUAAAUGUUUUACCAUAUAGAUAGAUUAAGCAGUAAAAAUGGUCUCAGGAUUACUUCUGGUGCUAUAACUUUUUAUUAUAAAAAAAUUUAAACAUCUAUAAAAGUAGAGAGAAUGAAAUAAUAAACCUCCAUUUGUUUAUCACUCACUUUAUCAGUUAUAAACUAGAGGCCUAUCUAUCAUAUUUUCUCAAUGCUCCCGCAUCAUAUUGAAGAAAAUGCUAGACAUCAAAUCAUUUCACCUUUAAAUAUGUCAGCAUAUAUAAUUAGAUAAUAUUUUAAAAAACAUAACCAUAAUUUUCAAAAAUAAUAAUAACAAAGAUGUUUUAAUGAUGGCCUAUGGUUUUCUUGAGGAAAAAGUUAUUUAUGCUAGAAAGCUUUCCACAUUGGUUGAAUGUUGAAUUCAUAAAACAUGUUUACCUAUCAUUCAGUAACUAGAACCUUGAGAGAAACUUUUUAAUUAAAUUCUACCAGUGUAUAUCCAAUGUCAUAUUUGUGCAGAAAUACCACAUGUAUAAUGGGAUUAUAAUUCAACCAAAAAGAAAGAGACAUGACAUUGCUUCCAAAUAACCUAAUAUUUCUCAAGAAAAUGUGUAAACCAAUACUUGUUAGCAUGUGAUCAAGUACCAAGCGAGGGACACAACUAAUAAUUUCUUACAUGGCUCUUUUUGCAACCACAGUUCUUCAAGUACCAUUUUUCUUAAUAUGGGAACACUACUAUUUAUAAUUUUUGAAAUUUUCGAACUCAGUAUUUUUGCUUAAAAGUAAUAAGUUCUGGGCUUCCCUGGUGGUGCAGUGGUUGAGAGUCCACCUGCCGGUGCAGGGGACAUGGGUUCAUGCCCUGGUCUGGGAAGAUCCCACAUGCCGUGGAGCAGCUGGGCCCAUGAGCCAUGGCCGCUGACCCUGCGUGUCCAGAGCCUGUGCUCCACAACGGGAGAGGCCACAACAGUGAGAGUCCCAUGUACCGCAAAAGAAAAAAAAGUUAUAAGUAAUGCAAAUUUAAAAAUACUUAUUAUCUAAAAACUUCAUAUUGGAAAAGUAUGUUAAAACAUGUUGGCCAGGGCUUCCUUGGUGGUGCAAUGUUUAAAAGUCUUCCUGCCAAUGCAGGGGACAGGGGUUCAAGCCCUGGGCCAGGAGGAUCCCACAUACCACGGACCAACUAAGCCUGUGUGCCGCAACUACUGAGCCUGUGCUCUAGAUCCCAUGAGCCACAACUACUGACCCUGCAUGCUACAACUACUGAAGUCCAUGUGCCUAGAGCCCAUGCUCCACAAUGGGAGAGGCCACUGCAGUGAGAGGCCUGCGCACCACAGCAAGGAGUAACCCCUGCUCACUGCAACUAGAGAAGGCCCGCAUGCAGUAACGAAGACCCAACACAGCAAAAAUUAAACAAAUAAAUAAAUAAGAUUUAAAAAACAUGUUGACUAAUACAAUAUCAGUCUUAAAAAAUUUUUUUGGCAGAGUUAGGUUAUUAUGGGGUUUCUUUUUUUUUUCCUGCAGUAGAGUCUUCCUUGAAUCCUCUUUCUUGUCUCCCAGUUCUAUUCUUUUACUUCCUUUUACACUUUGGUGUAAGAGAAAGAGUAUGAGCUUCAAAGUAUACAGUUCUGAGUUCAAAUCCUCUGGACACCAGGUGAAUUAAUUGAUGAAUCUGUGGCUCCCAUUCCUCAGGUUUGAAAUGGGAACAAUACAUAUAUGAAUAAGUGCCAAACCUAGAGCACCAUCUUCCUUCACUCUCGUUGGCCUUGUUCAGCUCUGCUGCUAUCUUGCAGCACGGUUAGGUCAUGUAUGGUACUGGUGGACAGAAAGGAUUUUCCCACAUUCUGAAAAGACAAUGCCAAGGGAGGAGAUGUAGGCAAGAGAUACUUUCCACAUCAAAAUGUGGCUCAAUAGAGGACCUUCAAGAUGACGGAGGACUCAGAUAUGGAGGUCACCUCCCCACAAAUAUAUCAAAAAUAUAUCUAUAUGUGGAACAACUCCUACAGAACACCUAAUGAACACUGACAUAAGAUCUCAGACUUCCCAAAAAGCAAGGAAAUCCCCACGUACCUGGCCGUGUGGCUGAUAGGGACUUGGUGCUCUGGCAGGAUAUCAGGCCUGAGCCUCUGAGGUGGGAGAACCAAGUUCAGGACAUUGGACCAGCAAAGACAUCCUGGCCAUACGUAAUAUCAAUCACCGAGAGUUCCCCAAAGAUCUCCAUCUCAACACUAAGAAACAGCUCCACUCAAUGACCAGCAAGCUCCAGUACUGGACACCCCAUGUCAAACAACCAGCAAGGAACAAAAACACACCCAUUAGCAGAAGACGGCCUAAAAUCAUAAGUUCACAGACACCCCAAAACACACCGACAGACAUAGUCCUGCUCACCAGACAGACAAGAUCCAGCCUCAUCCACCAAAACACAGGAACCAGUCCCCUCCAAUGGGAAGCCUACACAACCCACUGAACCAACCUUACCCACUGGGGGGCAGACAAAAAAAACAACGGGACCUACAAACCUGCAGUCUGCACAAAGGAAUACACAAUAAGUUAAGCAAAAUGUGAAGACAGAGAAAUAUGCAGCAGAUGAAAGAGCAAGGUAAAAACCCACCAGACCAAAUAAAUGGAGAGGAAAUAGGAAGUCUACGUGAAAAAGAAUUCAGAGUAAUGAUAGUAAAGAUGAUCCAAAAUCUUGGAAAUAGCAUGCAGAAAACAUAAGAAACGUUUAACAAGGACCUAGAAGAACUAAAGAGCAAACAAUGAUGAACAACACAAUAAAUGAAAUGAAAAAUCCUCUAGAAGGAAUCAAUAGCAGGAUAAAUGAAACAGAAGAACGGAUAAGUGACUUGGAAGAUAAAAUAGUGGAAAUAACUACCACAGAGCAGAAUAAAGAAAAACGAAUGAAAAAAAAUUGAGGACAGUCUGAGACGUCAGGGACAACAUUAAACACCACAACAUUCGGAUUAUAGGGGUCCCAGAAGAAGAAGAGGAAAAAAGAAGGGACAGAAAAUAUUUGAAGAGAUUAUAGUUGAAAACUUCCCUAAUAUGGGAAAGGAAAUAGUUAAUCAAGUCCAGGUAGCACAGAGAGUCCCAUACAGGAAAAAUCCAAGGAGAAACAUGCCAAGACACAUACAAAUCAAAGAAUCAAAAAUUAAAUACAAAGAAAAAUAUUAAAAGCAGCAAGGGAAAAGCAACAAAUGACAUACAAGGGAAUCCCCAUAAGGUUAACAGCUGAUCUUUCAGCAGAAACUCUGCAAGCCAGAAGGGAGUGGCAGAACAUAUUUAAAGUGAUGAAAGGGAAAAACCUACAACCAAGAUUACUCUACCCAGCAAGGAUCUCAUUCAGAUUCAACGGAUAAAUUAAAACCUUAACAGACAAGCAAAAGCUAAGAGAAUUCAGCACCACAAAACCAGUUUUACAACAAAUGCUAAAGGAAAUUCUCUAGGCAGGAAACAGAAAAGAAGGAAAAAACUUACAAUACUAAAAUGAAAAAAAUUAAGAAAAUGUAAUAGGAACAUACAUAUUGAUAAUUACCUUAAAUGUAAAAGGAUUAAAUGUUCCAAUCAAAAGACAUAGACUGGCUGAAUGGAUAGAAAAACAAGACCCUAUAUAUGCUGUCUACAAGACACCCACUUCAGACCUAGGGACCCAUACAGACUAAAAGUGAGGGGAUGGAAAAAGAUAAUCCAUGCAAAUGGAAAUCAAAAGAAAGCUGGAAUAAUACUUCUCAUAUCAGACAAAAUAGACUUUAAAAUAAACACUAUUACAAGAGACAAAGAAGAACAGUAUGUAAAGAUCAAGGGAUCAAUCCAAGAAAAAGAUAUAACAAUUGUAUAUAUUUAUGCACCCAAAAUAGGAGCACCUCAAUGCAUAAGGCAAAUGCUAAGAGCCAUAAAAGGGGAAAUCAACAGUAGCACAAAAAUAGUAGGAGAUUUUAACACCCCACUUUCACCAAUGGACAGAUCAAUGAAAAUAAAAUUAAAUAAGGAAACACAAGCUUUAAAUGACACAUUAAAUGAGAUGGACUUAAUUCGUCUUUAUAGGGCAUUCCAUCAAGAAACAACGGAAUACAGUUUCUUCUGAUGUGCUCAUGGAACAUUCUCCAGGGUAUAUCAUAACUUGGGUCACAAAUCAAGCCUUGGUAAAUUUAAGAAAAUUGAAAUCGUAUCAAGCAUCUUUUAUGACCACAAUGCUAUGAGACUAGAUAUCAAUUACAGGAGAAAAAACUGUAAAAAAUAUAAACACAUGGAGGUUAAACAAUAAGCUACUAAAUAACCAAGAGAUUAGUGAAGAAAUCAAAUAGGAAAUCAAAAAAUACCUAGAAACAAAUGGCACUGAAAACACGACAAGCCAAAAUCAAUGGGAUGCAGCAAAAGCAGUUCUAAGAGGGAAGUUUAUACCAAUAAAAUCCCACCUCCAGGAGCAAGAAAAAUCUCAAAUAAACAGCCUAAACUUACACUUAAAGCAACUAGAGAAAGAAGAAAAAUAAAACCCGAAGUGAGCAGAAGGAACGAAAUCAUAAAGAUCAGAUCAUAAAUAAAUGAAAAAGAAAUGAAGGAAACGAUAGCAAAGAUCAGUAAAACUAAAAGUUGUUUCUUUGAGAAGAUAAACAAAAUUGAUAGGCCAUUAGCCAAACCCAUCAAGAAAAAAAGGGAGAAGACUGAAAUCAACAGAAUUAGAAAUGAAAAAGGAAAAGUAACAACUGACACUGCAGAAAUACAAAGGAUCAUGAGAGAUUACUACAAGCAACUCUAUACCAAUAAAAUGGACAACCUGGAAGAAAUGGAAAAAUGCUUAGGAAGGUAUAAACUUCAGAGACUGAACCAGGAAGGAAGAGAAAAUAUAAGCAGAUCAAUCACAAGCACUGAAAUUGAAACUGCAAUUUAAAAUCUUCCAGUAAACAAAAGCCCAGGUCCAGAUGGAUUCACAGGCAAAUUCUAUCAAACAUUUAGGGAAGAGCUAACACCUAUCCUUCUCAAACUCUUCCAAAAUAUAACAGAGGGAGGAACACUCCCAAAUUCAUUCUACGAGGCCACCAUCACCCUGAUACCAAAACCAAACAAAGAUGUGACAAAGGAAGAAAACUACAGGCCAAUAUCACUGAUGAAAAUAAAUGCAAAAAUCCUCAACAAAAUACUAGCAAACAGACUCCAGCUGCACAUUAAAAAAGAUCAAACACCAUGAUCAAGUGGGGUUUAUCCCAGGAAUGCAUGGAUUCUUCAAUAUACAUAAAUCAAUCAAUGUGAUACACCAUAUUAACAAAUUGAAGGAGAAAAACCAUAUGAUCAUCUCAAUAGGUUCAGAAAUAUCUUUUGACAAAAUUCAACACCAAUUUAUGAUAAAAACCCUGCAGAAAGUAAGCAUAGAUGGAAUCUACCUCAACAUAAUAAAGUCCAUAUAUGAAAAACCCACAGCCAACAUCAUUCUCAAUGAUGAGAAACUGAAACCAUUUCCACUAAGAUCAGGAAGAAGACAAGGUUGCCCACUCUCACCACUCUUAUUCAACACAUUUUUGGAAGUUUUAGCCACAGCAAUCAGAGAAGAAAAACAAAUAAAAGGAAUCCAAGCCAGAAAAGAAGAAGUAAAUCUGUCACUAUUUUCAGAUGACCUGAUACUAUACAUAGGGAAUCCUAAAGAUGCUACCAGAAAACUACUAGAGCUAAUCAAUGAAUUUGGUAAAGUAGCGGAUACAAAAUUAAUGCACAGAAAUCUCUUGCAUUUCUAUACACUAAUGGUGAAAAAUCUGAAAGAGAAACUAAGGAAACACUCCAUUUACCAUUGCAACAAAAAGAAUAAAAUAUCUAGGAAUAAGAGUACCUAAAGAGACAAAAGACCUGUAUGCAGAAAACUAUAAGGCACUGAUGAAAGAAAUUAAAGGUGAUACAAAUAGAUGAAGAGAUAUACCAUGCUCUUGGAUUGGAAGAAUCAACAUUGUGGAAAUGACUAUAAUACCCAAAGUAAUCUACAGAUUCAAUGCAAUCCCGAUCAAACUACCAAUGGCAUUUUUCAUAGAACUAGAACAAAAAAUUUUACACUUUGUAUGGAAAAACAAAAGAAAGACCCUGAACAGCCAAAACAAUCUUGUGAAAGAAAAACGGAGCUGGAUGAAUCAGUCUCCCUGACUUCACACUAUAUUACUACAGUAAUCAAGACGGUAUGGUACUGGCACAAAAACAGAAAUAUAGAUCCCUGGAACAGGAGACAAAGCCAGGAGAUAAACCCACGCACAUAUGGUCACCUCUUUGAUAAAGGAGGCAAGAAUAUACAACGGAGAAAAGACAGCCUCUUCAAAAAGUGGUGCUGGGAAUACUGGACAGCUAUGUGUAAAAGAAUGAAAUUAGAACACCCCUUAACACCAUACACAAAAAUAAACUCGAAAUGGAUUAAAGACCUAAAUGUAAGGCCAGGCACUAUACAACUCUUAGAGGAAAACAUAGGCAGAACACUAUAUGACAUAAAUCACAGCAAGAUCCUUUUGGACCCACCUCCUAGAGAAAUGGAAAUAAAAACAAAAAUAAAUAAAUGGGACCUAAUGAAACUUAAAGGCUUUUGCACUGCAAAGGAAACCAUAAACAAGACAAAAGACAACCCUCAGAAUGGGAGAAAAUAUUUACGAAUGAAGAAACUGACAAAGGGUUAAUCUCCAAAAUUUACAAGCAGCUCAAUAUCAAAAAAACAAAAAACCCAAUCCAAACUUCGGCAGAAGAUCUAAACAGAUAUUUCUCCAAAGAAAAUUUACAGAUUGCCAACAAACACAUGAAAGAAUGCUCAACAUCCUUAAUGAUUAGAGAAAUGCAAAUCAAAACUACAAUGAGAUAUCAUCUCACACCAGUCAGAAUGGCCAUUAUCCAAAAAACUACAAACAACAAAUGCUGAAGAGAGUGUGGACAAAAGGGAACCGUCUUGCACUGUUGGUGGGAAUGUAAAUUGAUACAGUCACUAUGGAGAACAGUAUGGAGUUUCCUUAAAAGUCUAAAAAUAGAUCUACCAUACGACCCAGCAAUCCCACUCCUGGGCAUAUACCCUGAGAAAACCAUAAUUCAAAAAGAGUCAUGUACCACAAUGUUCAUUGCAGCUCUAUUUACAAUAACCAGAACAUGGAAGCACCCUAAGUGUCCAUCGACAGACGAAUGGAUAAAGAACAUGUGGCACAUAUAUACAAUGGAAUAUUACUCAGCCAUAAAAAUAAACGAAAUUGAGUUAUUUGUAGUGAGGUGCAUGGACCCAGAGUCUGUCAUACAGAGUGAAGUUAGUCAGGAAGAGAAAAAGAAAUACCAUAUGUUAACACAUAUAUAUGGAAUCCAAAAAAAAAAAAGAUCCUGAAGAACCUAGGGGCAGGAUGGGAAUAAAGAUGCAGACCUAGCAGAGAAUGGACUUCAGGACACAGGGAGGGAGACGGGUAAGCUGGGACGAAGUGAGAGAGUGGCAGGGACAUAUAUACACUACCAAAAGUAAAACUGAAAGCUAGUGGGAAGCAGCCGCAUUGCACAGGGAGAUCAGCUCAGUGCUUUUU
Mesoplodon densirostris (Blainville's beaked whale) is the source of this 8495-nucleotide messenger RNA. RefSeq names its product arylamine N-acetyltransferase 1. The record is from RefSeq and is a predicted model, not a curated record. Lineage: Eukaryota; Metazoa; Chordata; Mammalia; Artiodactyla; Ziphiidae. The coding region runs from base 156 to 1028 and encodes 290 amino acids. Gene Ontology annotation, molecular function: acetyltransferase activity. The transcript is spliced from 3 exons.